Messenger RNA from Corapipo altera (White-ruffed manakin), 1364 nucleotides. It is a transcript of the gene FKBP6, whose product is annotated as FKBP prolyl isomerase 6. Lineage: Eukaryota; Metazoa; Chordata; Aves; Passeriformes; Pipridae. The coding region runs from base 232 to 945 and encodes 237 amino acids. The transcript is spliced from 8 exons. Gene Ontology annotation, molecular function: peptidyl-prolyl cis-trans isomerase activity; protein binding. The record is from RefSeq and is a predicted model, not a curated record.
GGACCGGGACCGGGACCCGGACCGUGACUCGGGACCGGCAGCAGCCCCGGCUCCCCCCCCCCCCCCCCGCAGGACCUGACCGGCAAUGGGGGGGUGCGCAAGGAGCAGCUGCGCCCCGGCACCGGACAGCUCGUGCCGCUGUCCGCCUCCGUGGCAGUGAAGUACUCUGGGUACCUGGGAAACUGGAAUAACCCCUUCUGUUCCUAUGGGCACGGCAAGUAUCCAAAGCUGAUGAAACUUGGAAGAGACAUCACGCUGUGGGGGCUGGAGCUGGGGCUGAUGUCCAUGGCCCGGGGCGAGGUGGCGCGGUUCUGGUUCAGCCCCGAGUACGCGUACGGCCCGCGGGGCUGCCCCCCACACAUCCCCCCGGACACCACCGUGCUCUUCCACGUCGAGCUGCUGGACUUCAUCGACUCCAAGGAGUGCGACGUGUUCUUCGAGCUGAGCGACGCACAGCAGGACACGUUUCCUCUAGAAAAGGUGUUGAAAGUGGCAGCCACGGAGAAAGAGUUUGGCAACUACUUCUUCCAUAAGCAGAACUUUAGGGUUGCCAAGCACAGAUACAAAAGGGCUCUCUCCAUCCUGGAUCGCAGCUGUUCCAGCGAGGCCGAGCGGAGCCAGAUCAACACUUCCAAGGUGCCUCUGCUCCUGAACCUCUCCCUCACUUACCUGAAACUGGAAUGUCCUGAGCGAGCUUUGAAAUACGGGAAGAAAGCCUUGGAGAUGGACCAGGGAAAUGUCAAAGCCCUGUUCAGGUGUGGCCAGGCUUGUCUCUGCAUGAAGGAAUACAGCAAAUCCCGGGAUUUCCUGACUAGAGCCCAGCAAAUCCAGCCCUUCAACCAUGAUAUCAACAACGAGCUGAAGAAGUGGGCAAGGUGCUACGAGGAGUACAUGGAAACGGAGAAGGGCAUGUGCUGCAGAAUGUUUGACAGCUCUUGUGGCUGAGCAGGAAUCAAGGACCUUUCCAGCUGCCCAGCCCUUGGACAGGAGGGAGACCCACCUGGGGGCACGUGGAGAUUCCAGCAUCACAUGUUUUGGGAAAAGGAGCAGGAGCCCUGUCUGCUUUGAGAGAUGAAGUGAAAGUUCCGAUUUUUGUACACAAACUGAUUUUCCUGAAGUUGGGUUUGUUUGCCAUGUUUUGAGACAUUUUCCAGAAGAAUUAAGUCCUGCUGUCAGAGAGAGGACAGUGUUCCUUCUCUCUGCUUGAAGAAAACUCUUCCCUGACAUCCUACCUCCUGCAGGUUCCAGGCUGCUUUUAGGGAAUCAGUAAGUGGGAGGAGGAUGCCGUGAAGUUUUGUGUUUGCACAGGCUGUUCUUUAAAAACUUACGUUUGAUAUUUUUGUUCUGAGAAAAUAAACCAACCU